GUGUCCCCGCUACCUUACCAUAGGCAACCGCCCGUACAACUUUCAAGGGGCGCGAAUACAAAACCAGAACCAAGGCUAGGAAAUGAAAAUGGCGAAUGAAGAACCGGGAUCUCCAAAUGGAAAUGUCCAUCGAACCUCGACGGCUGUUCCUUGGGCACGUGCGCUAAGUGCGCCUAAGGAUGACGAACCAAAGGCUUGGCAGCAGAUGUCAGUUUUGGCGGCGGCAUCAACCGGAAUCUGAAAUCGAAGCACGAAACCUCUACAACGCCGACUGACAUCCCGCGCCGCUAGCGGGCGAUUCAGCAACACUACGACUAAUAACAUGAAGAACGGAUUAAGUUGAAAUAGAGAAGGACAGACGAAAAGAAGAGAGUACAGAAGAGACGAAAACACCAUGUUCCGACACUCGACAGUUCGCCAGCUCGCCCGGCCUCCAACAGCGGCCAACUCCUUGCGAGUUCAAGUCCCCCGUCGGACGUUAUUCUCCCGUCGGAGCGAAAGGAGCUCAGGACGGGCCGUUGAAAACCUGAAUCUCCGGCGUCUGUCACAACAGUCGGAGGAGUAUCACCGCAACCGGCGCAUUUUCCUUUGGUCCGGGGUCGUGGCCGGCGUCAUCUCCUCCAUCUACACGGCCUGGAAACUUAAAGUCGCAUUGUCCAACCCCGCAAAGCUCGACACCAGCCUCCCCUCUUCAGACCCGCUUCUUGCGCCUAGCGCAGCAGACCGCAAAGUAAUUGUCCACGACGAGGAAGGCCGCGAGAUUGUGCCGACGGGCAACAGCACAGUCCCAACCUUUCCUCGCACCCUCAACCUACCGUCCUACACGAGCCCGAUAACCACCCCCUCCCCGACCUCGCCCCAUGCCCUCACCACAACACAAACGAUAACCACCCCAUCGGGCACGACCGAAUACACCCUCGUCGGCCUCGGCCUGCGCACAGUCACAUUCCUCAACCUCCAAGUUUACGUCGUAGGCUACUACGUCGCGACAUCGGACAUCGCCGCGCUCCAGAACGCCCUCACCAAGAAGGUCAACCCGAUCGCCACGACCCUCGUGCCGAGCGAGCGCGAGCAGCUGAGCGCCGCGCUGCUCGACCCGGCCGAGGGGGAGCGCACCUGGGACGAGCUGCUGGCGGCGGGCGUUCCCGCGCGGUCCGCGUUCCGCGUCGUUCCCGUGCGCGACACCGAUUUCCACCACCUGCGCGACGGCUUCGUGCGCGCCGUGCAGGCGCGGGCCGGCGCCGAGACCAUGGCGGACGAUGCCUUUGGCGAGGCCAUGCGGCAGUUCAGGGCCGUGUUCAGCCGCGGCAGCGUGCCCAAGCGGAAGGAGCUGCUGCUGGUGAGGGAUGAAACGGGGCGGUUAAGUAUUACAUAUAAUGGCGGGUCGUAUAAAAACGAUGGCCGGUUUGGGGGCAGGCAAUUGAUUGGGAUUGUGGAGGACGAGAGGCUGUCUAGGGCGCUGUGGCUGAACUACCUGGCCGGAAAGAAGGUCGCCAGCGAGCCGGCGAGGAAGAGUAUCGUCGAAGGCAUCAUGGAGUUUGUGGAGCGGCCUGUCGGCACCGUUGCUUCGCAGGUCGUGCCUGUUGUGGAUGCGAAAGCAUAGGUCGUGGCGCCAUCGAUGUGCCCAGCGCCGCGUGUAUUCUGGUUGUACGAAUGAACAUGUCAACAAACGGUAGCAGGCCGCGCAUUUGGUGAAGUUGCUACGAUUGACCUCUGCUCUACUGUACACACAACUGUACACCUAACCAGGCCUCGCUGCGUCUAUUGCCGUCUAUGAUACUUCUUGGGUACCCUACUCCAAGCACGGCCCCCUGCUUAGAGGGCGCCAGCCUCCUUCAGCAGCUCCUCGAUCUUCUUGCCGUUCUUGCCGUUCUUAACGACCGCUUCGAGGUCCGAGUUGCCGCCGAUGUGGACGCGGUUGAUGAAGAUGUUGGGGACGGUGCGCUGGCCCGUCAUCUUGUGCAGCGCAUUCUGAAUGUCGUCGCCGUCGUCCUCCUCGUUAAGCUCGACGGCUUUGUACUUGGCGUUCAGCCCGUCAAGGAUGCGCUUCGUGUUGUUAC
Messenger RNA from Parathielavia appendiculata, 2060 nucleotides. Its product is annotated as chalcone isomerase. The transcript has a single exon. Bases 395 to 1603 code for a protein of 402 amino acids. Gene Ontology annotation, molecular function: intramolecular lyase activity. Lineage: Eukaryota; Fungi; Ascomycota; Sordariomycetes; Sordariales; Chaetomiaceae. The record is from RefSeq and is a predicted model, not a curated record.